AUGUCUUGGUUCUCCUGGCUUUUCACUCAAUGGCCCUCCUCAGCCCCGUCCCUGCUCCUUGUGGGGCUUGUGGGCAGACAGCUUGGGCUCAGGGUGGGACUGCAUCUGGUUCAGACAGCGACUUGUUCUCGGUGGGGCACCCCCAGCAACCAGGGUCUGUUCCAGGAUGGAGACGUAGUUAUCGGUGGGCUCUUUAGUCUUCAUUACCGACUUCCAGCUAUAGACAACGACUUCACUCAACUGCCGCACUACAAACCUUGCACCGGUUUAGAAAAUGUUCCAUUGCAGUAUAUAUAUGCUAUGGUGUUUGCAGUGGAGGAAAUCAAUCAUAGUACAACACUGCUACCGGGUGUGAAGCUGGGCUACCAUAUUUUUGAUAGCUGUGGCCGCCCGCCAUGGGCUCUCCAGGCAGCGCUGUCAUUGGUUGGAGGAGACAGCGCUAGCUGUAAUUCAACAGACCCUCCAGACUAUCCUGCGGGGUAUGGAGAGGGAAUCGGAGAAAGGAGAGGUGAUUACCCCGUUCCCUUGAUCAUCGGUGCUGCUUCAUCCGUAACAGGCCAGAUACUCUCCAGAACCCUGGGGCCGCUCUCUAUCAGCUACCUGUCGAGCUGCCCCUGUCUAAGUAACAGGCGGCAAUUCCCCAACUUCUUCAGGACCAUCCCAAGUGAUAUUUACCAAGCCCGGGCCAUUGCCCAGCUGGCCAUACGCUUCAAUUGGACCUGGAUUGGGGCAGUGGUGGCAAACAAUAAUUAUGGCCACAUGGCAGUAGAGGUAUUUCAGGAGGCGACUCAGGGGGCAGGGGUGUGUCUGGCAUUCGUAGAGACUCUCCAAAGGGAAAACAUUGUGAAUGAUGCCAGACGUUCAGCCCUCACAAUCCAGGCCUCGACUGCAAAAGUGAUUCUGAUUUUUAGCUGGUACACAGAUGUGAGGGAACUGUUCCUGCAACUCGCCAAGAUAAAUGUGACUGACAGACAGUUUCUGGCUAGUGAGGCUUGGAGCACCAGUGGAGAUCUUCUCCAAAAUGUUGUCUCAACCAAAGUGGCAAAAGGUGUUCUUGGUGUGGCCAUCAGAAGUUCAGCUGUACCUGGAUUUGAAAAUUAUAUCAAAAGUUUGCACCCAACUCGUCGUCCUGAAGACGAGUUCUUAAGAGAAUUCUGGGAAGCCAAAUUUGGAUGCAGUCCUGGAGCCACACCUCUAUUUUCACAUUCCUCUCCAUCCUUCGAAUCUAAAGCUUCUCUACCACUCUGCAGCGGGGCAGAGUCCCUGGAGGGAGUACAGAAUCACUUCACUGACACCUCCCAGCUAAGGGUGACAUAUAAUGUCUACCUAGCUGUUUAUGCUGCAGCCCACGCCCUUCACAGCCUUCUCUCCUGCCCUGAUAGAGACAGCUCACCCAGAAACAACACCUGCUCCUCUCCAAAAUACAUCAAACCCAUAGAGCUGCUGCAGCACCUGGACAACGUGAAUUUUACCACACCACAGGGUGAAAUGUUUUACUUCCAAGGUGCCGAUAUUCCAGCAAAGUACGACCUUGUCAACUGGCAGAACACCCCCGAGGGGUCACUCAAACUGGUUUUGAUCGGCCGUGUGGAUGGGUUUGACCUCCACCUUGAAGAGUCAGCUAUUCAGUGGAGCACAGGAUCCACUCAGGUGCCUGUUUCAGUGUGCAGUGACAGCUGCCCCCCAGGCACCCGAAAGGCCAACAGGAAAGGAGAACCUCUCUGCUGCUUUGACUGUAUCCCAUGUGCUGAAGGGGAGAUUAGCAAUCAAACUGGUUCCCUCCACUGUGAGCGUUGUCCAUCAGAGUUCUGGUCCAAUGCUAAACGAACUGCAUGCAUCCCUCGCCAGCUGGACUUCCUUUCCUUUCAUGAAACCUUGGGCAUCACCCUGACUACAGUAGCUGUGUCUGGCGCUGCGGUGACAACAGCUGUGUUUGUGGUGUUUCUCUGCUACCGUCAAACACCUAUGGUGCGAGCCAACAAUUCAGAACUGAGCUUCCUGCUUCUCCUGUCACUGAAGCUCUGCUUCCUGUGCUCGCUGGUGUUCAUCGGUCGUCCAUCAGUCUGGUCUUGCCAGUUCCAGCAGGCAGCUUUUGGGAUCAGCUUUGUACUUUGCGUUUCCUGCCUCCAAGUCAAGACCAUAGUAGUUCUGGCAGCUUUCCGCUCAGCUCGGCCCGGUGCUGAAGCCUUGAUUAGGUGGUUUGGUCUGGGCCAGCAGAGAGGAAGUGUCUGCCUUCUUACUUGUAUACAGAUUAUCAUCUGUGCCACAUGGCUGUCCCUCAGCCCCCCUGUGCCUCGACGUGAUCUUGGUUUCCAAGGUUCAAAGGUCACCCUGGAGUGUGCCAUGGCCUCUGUGGUGGGCUUCUCUCUGGUUCUGGGUUACAUUGGUCUGCUGGCCUGCACCUGCCUCCUCUUGGCCUUUCUUGCUCGAAAACUCCCCGACAAUUUCAACGAGGCCAAACUGAUCACCUUCAGCAUGCUGAUAUUCUGUGCUGUCUGGGUGGCCUUUGUUCCUGCUUACAUUAGCUCUCCUGGGAAAUACACUGUCGCUGUGGAGAUUUUUGCAAUCCUGGCCUCUAGCUAUGGUCUACUGCUCUGCAUUUUUGCCCCCAAAUGUUUCAUCAUUCUGUUGAGGCCUGAGAAAAACACUAAGAAACACCUGAUGGCCAGAUAA
This is a messenger RNA of Sebastes umbrosus (honeycomb rockfish), 2673 nucleotides long. Its product is annotated as extracellular calcium-sensing receptor-like. The record is from RefSeq and is a predicted model, not a curated record. Gene Ontology annotation, cellular component: membrane. Gene Ontology annotation, biological process: G protein-coupled receptor signaling pathway. The coding region runs from base 1 to 2673 and encodes 890 amino acids. Lineage: Eukaryota; Metazoa; Chordata; Actinopteri; Perciformes; Sebastidae. Gene Ontology annotation, molecular function: G protein-coupled receptor activity. The transcript is spliced from 12 exons.